GCGCGAGCCCGGUGUCCCCGCGGCGGGCAGCAGCGGCGGCGUCGGUGGAACGCGGAGGGGGCGGAGGGAGUCCGCGGCGGCGGCGGCUGCAGUAGAGAAAUGGCGGAGACCGUGGCGGACACCCGGCGGCUGAUCACCAAGCCGCAGAACCUGAAUGAUGCCUACGGGCCGCCCAGCAACUUCCUCGAGAUCGAUGUGAGCAACCCGCAGACGGUGGGGGUCGGCCGGGGCCGCUUCACCACCUACGAAAUCAGGGUCAAGACAAAUCUGCCUAUUUUCAAGCUGAAGGAAUCUACCGUUAGAAGAAGAUACAGUGACUUUGAAUGGCUGCGAAGUGAAUUAGAAAGAGAGAGCAAGGUUGUAGUUCCCCCGCUCCCUGGAAAAGCAUUUUUGCGCCAGCUUCCUUUUAGAGGAGAUGAUGGAAUAUUUGAUGAUAAUUUUAUUGAAGAAAGGAAGCAAGGACUGGAGCAGUUUAUAAACAAGGUCGCUGGUCAUCCUCUGGCACAGAAUGAACGUUGUCUUCACAUGUUUUUACAGGAUGAAAUUAUAGAUAAAAGCUAUACUCCAUCUAAAAUAAGACAUGCCUGAAAUUUGGUGAGAAGGGGCAAAAAAAAACAAAAAACAAAAAACAAAAAAAAACCACACCUCUCCGUGACUAUUAAUGGUUCAUACGCACCAGUGAAGAAGUUCUAACUAACUGUCAGCAUGCCGCACAAAAAC
Molecule: messenger RNA, 720 nt
Organism: Mustela lutreola (European mink)
Lineage: Eukaryota; Metazoa; Chordata; Mammalia; Carnivora; Mustelidae
Product: sorting nexin-3
Exons: 1
Coding region: 100-588 (162 amino acids)
Biological process (GO): late endosome to Golgi transport; endocytic recycling
Cellular component (GO): retromer complex; early endosome membrane
Molecular function (GO): phosphatidylinositol-3-phosphate binding
Source: RefSeq, a predicted model, not a curated record